This is a messenger RNA of Crotalus tigris (Tiger rattlesnake), 5537 nucleotides long. RefSeq names its product RNA binding fox-1 homolog 1 (gene RBFOX1). Bases 244 to 1878 code for a protein of 544 amino acids. Gene Ontology annotation, cellular component: nucleus; cytoplasm. NCBI's taxonomy places the organism in Eukaryota, Metazoa, Chordata, Lepidosauria, Squamata, Viperidae. Gene Ontology annotation, molecular function: mRNA binding. The transcript has 18 exons. Gene Ontology annotation, biological process: nervous system development; regulation of alternative mRNA splicing, via spliceosome. The record is from RefSeq and is a predicted model, not a curated record.
GGGAGCUAAAGAAAUGGAAGUUAGCAACCAGAGGUUUUGCAAAGGCACUGAAACAUCAGCUAAAUCUUUUAAAAAGAAGACGGGAGCAGAUCAGGGGAGAGAGAAAAAGAGGAAUUGCUCUCAGACACCCCCAAAUCUUUCCCUAAUAAGGCAGCUUCUCCAGGCCAAAGAGGAAGGAAGGAAGGAAGGAAAAGAGGAAGACCCCCCCCCCAGCAAAGUGGACAAACAUUUGUUUGUUUGGAAAUGUCUCUUCCUUCUGGCAACCUGGAAGAUGCAGCAAAGCAAAGACCCAGAGAUGGCAAAAUGAGGAGAGAGGAACUGGACGAUCCACAACCUGAGGGAAAGAGGCUGAAGUUGGGCAGCAACGGGGGACAUCUGAGGAAAGAAGGAGCAGAAGACCAGGAGAAGACACCACAUCUGGGGAGAGAAGAAUCUGGAACUCAGACUGAUGGGGAAGGCCAAACUAGUCAUAAAUCUGAUGCUUCGGAAGUGACUCCUAACUCCAGGACUGAUCCACAUGGUUCAGCUUUGACAAUGCUGAUGACAAACAACAUAGAGGAAACCAUAGAGAAGCCCAAUGUAAGUGGAAGUUACAGUUUUCUGGAGCGAAGCAUUCUUUCUGAUACUAAAGUGGAGUGCAGCUCUUGUGUAGAAACAGUGGACAGAAAAAUCUCAAGACAACAGAUGAAUUGUGAAAGGGGUCAAUUAAGGGGUAAUCAGGAAGCUACUGCACCCCCUGACACCAUGGCCCAGCCUUACGCCUCCGCGCAAUUUGCUCCUCCUCAGAACGGUAUUCCAGGAGACUACACCGGCCCUCAUCCUCACCCGACCCCCGACUACUCCGGGCAAACCACGGUUGCAGAGCACACGUUAAACCUGUACCCGCCUGCGCAGACGCACUCCGAACCAAACACAAGUGACACAAAUGCACAAACUGUCUCAGGCACAGCCACCCAGACAGACGAUGCAGCACAGACCGACGGUCAGCAACAGACACAAUCUUCUGAAAACACAGAGAACAAAUCACAGCCCAAACGGCUGCAUGUUUCAAAUAUUCCCUUCAGAUUUCGGGAUCCAGACCUCAGACAAAUGUUUGGGCAAUUUGGUAAAAUCUUAGAUGUUGAAAUUAUUUUUAAUGAGCGAGGCUCAAAGGGAUUUGGUUUCGUUACUUUCGAAAAUAGUGCUGAUGCGGAAAGGGCAAGGGAGAAAUUACACAGCACCGUGGUAGAGGGCCGUAAAAUUGAGGUAAAUAAUGCAACGGCACGGGUCAUGACGAAUAAGAAGACGAUUAACCCUUACACAAACGGUUGGAAAUUAAAUCCAGUUGUUGGUGCAGUCUAUAGUCCAGAAUUCUAUGCAGGCAGGGUGCUCCUGUGCCAGGCAAAUCAAGAAGGAUCUCCCAUGUACAGUGCCCCCAGUUCACUAGUAUACACGUCCACAAUGCCGGGGUUCCCGUAUCCAGCUGCAACUGCAGCUGCCGCGUACCGAGGAGCUCACCUUCGGGGCAGAGGUCGCACCGUCUACAACACAUUUCGUGCCGCAGCACCCCCACCUCCAAUUCCAGCUUAUGGCGGUGUUGUUUACCAGGAUGGAUUUUAUGGUGCAGACAUUUAUGGGGGAUACGCUGCCUAUCGGUACGCCCAACCUACUACCGCUACUGCCACUGCCUACAGUGAUAGUUACGGACGACUUUAUGCUGCAGACCCCUACCACCACACACUUGCUCCAGCAGCCACCUACGGCGUUGGUGCCAUGAAUGCUUUUGCACCCCUGAGUGAUGUCAAGAACAGAAGCCAUGCUGACGAUGUCGGUCUCGUUCUUUCUUCAUUGCAGGCUAGUAUAUACCGAGGGGGAUACAGCCGUUUUGCUCCAUACUAAAUGACAAAAAAAAAAAAAAAAAAAAAACACAAACCCUCCCCAAAUGGGGAUCAAAUGGAAGCUUUCAAAGGCCUGGGAAUGGCAAUACAUGCAGCAAUGCAUCAUUUUAGCAACUCUAAAAAAAAAAAAAUACAAACAAACAAAUAAGUAAAAUAAACCACUACAUUAAAAAAAAAAGAGGAGAAAAAAAAUAUCUACAUUUUUUUAUCUUAUACCUCAGAUAUUUUGUUCUGUGUAUUUUAAUAUUGUGGGUCUUUUAAUUUCUGAAGGUUACCUAGUUUGCUGGCUGUAGAAGGUAUUUAUUAUUAUUAUUAUGAAUUAAUUAAUUAUUAUAAUUAUAAUUAUUAUUAUUUUCAUUGUGGUUGAACUAGAAAGCUGCUAGAAACAAAUUUGUCCAGGGGGGCCACCAUCAAAAGUUCUAUAUCAUGUAAAUGAAUUAUAUAUGCUGAAUAUUACGCUGUUGGGAUUCCUCACUUGUUUUGUAAGAGUGUAUGUGAUAUCAUGAUUUAUUUUUUUUUCUGCAUAAGACAUUGAUUUUUAUUUUUAAAAGGGGUGUGUGGGGGGAGAGAAAGAGAGAGAGAGAGAGAAAGAGAGAGAGAGAAAGAGAGAGAGAGAGAGACCAAGAAGGUGGAAAUGGGGUUCCACUUAAUUAACUAUAAAAUAGGGGAUCCCCCCAAAGGCACCUUAUAAUUCUAUAUCAGCUGUCUUAAAUUAUUCACUGUUUCUUCAAAGCCAAAGGUUAUGUUGUUAAUUCUGAGUUGGGGUGGGGGAGGGAGGGGGAAAAAGUUACAAGAAGGGUGCUUGAACUGACAUCUGUACAUAAUAUCUUAUUAAAAGCUGUGGAAGGGCAAGCUUUUAAUGCAUUCCAUCAGGCAGCAUUUAGCUCCAAUCGUAACUAGCUGUUUAGGCAAAAAAAAAAAAAGAACAAAAGCAAAAACACACACACAAAAAAAAAAAAAACAAAAAUAAAAAAACCUAAUGUAUAUGUAAAAAGAAAACAAAACAUAAAAUUAAGUAAAUAAGGAGAGUUACCUGCUCGUUAGACCAUAAACAAGCAUUCUUUUUUAUAUUUCUUCCAGUAUAAUAAAUUAUUGAUAUCAUUGCAGAACUUUUAUAUAUUACGGGAGAAUUAAAAAUAAAAAUAAUAAAAAGAGGUGAUAAAGCACUGUUUCUAUUUUUUUUUCUUUUUUUCCAAAAAAAAAACAAAAAAAGAAAGUAAUAAAAAAGUUAAAAUUCUUUAUACCGGUUUUAAAAAAAAAAAGAAGUGUAUAAAAUUUACAUCUGUGAAGUAGAAUUAUUCAGUUUGAGAAAUUUACACAUUGACAAUGUUUUAGAUUUUAAACCCAGUAGAUUAUUCUUUGUUAGAGAGAGAUAAAACACACACACAUACACACACGCUCACCCAUUCUCAUUUUUUCAUGCUACUUCUAGUCCGGAUUUAUAGACGCAUUUACAAAUCCUGCAAUCAAUGAGCAUUGAUAACCAUGCCCUUCUCAUCCAUUUGGUAUUUUUUGAACAACGUUGUAUCAUGUAAACAAACUGCAAUUCUUCAAAGGGCUCCCACUUCUGAUUUCAAACCCAAGGCCUCUUUGAUUGUUCACUAAAGUCCAUGAAGAAUAUAUUAGGUCCUCCUAACAGAUGCCCAUCCGGUGCGUUUUUUCCAAUUUGCAACAAAGACAUAAUGCCAAAACCGCAGACUCCGACACCAGUGAUCCAAAAUUGCAGUUUGUCUGUGCAUAUGUUGUUACCUAUUAUUCUAAGUUGGAGUGUUUAUCAGGGUUUCUUUCAGUUGUUUUUUUUUUUGUUUUGUUUUGUUUUGUGUGUGUCUGUGUGUGUGUGUGAGAGAGAUUUUAAAGACAUUAAAAGCAGAACAACUGUACCGCUUACAGUUUUGUUGAAGAUAUUUAUAUAUUCACGUGUGCUGUGCAGGAUGGAAAAAAAAAGGGCCUUCAGUUAACAAUUAUGAAUUCACCCACUGCUUGUGAACUUGCCAACUUGCUAUAAGCAAUUCUGCUGUUUUAAGAAGUGUUUGUGAUCAGGCUUUUUUCCUCUUUGUCAUCGUUAACAUGCAUGCAAUAUGAACUGUUGAACGAUAACCAUCAAUAAAGUUUCACCAGAUUUGAAAACCAGAUUUCUGGAGCAUUUUUAUCAGUUUUGACUCAGUUCAGGGUUGAGUGCAGCAAAGGAGAGCUAGGGGAAAAAAAAAAAAGUGGGAGGACCCAUACAAAAUCCCCAUUGAAUGAUACUAAGAAUCAUUUUUUUUUUUUGUAUUUUAAAGACAUUAAAAGCAGAACAACUGUGCCCCUAUGGUUUUGUUGAAGAUAGUUAUAUACUAUCUUCAACAAAGAUAGGACGAGGCUUUUAAGUGGCCGUGUUUUAUUCCUGAGAUUAUAGAGCAUUAUUUUUGGAAAUUCAGGUACCAAUUGGAAAUUCAAGUGUUCUUCCCCAUGUCUACAGUCUUGGCAGACUUCCCCCAGUCUCAAUAAAUCAAAAUCUGUUCAUAUCAAAUGCUCAGUUAUGGGGAAUUAUCCAACUAUCCAAAUCCAUACGCAUAGAUGACAUCCUUCCAGACCUCUUCUUUACUGUUUGCAAGAGGCUUCCGUGAAUUAAUCCAUGGAAUUAUUGGAGGGAUAUGUUGAGGGAAUGUCCCUCAAUUAUCCUUCUGGUGCAAUUUCUCCAACCCCGAGUGCAAAACUUUAAUGCAUAUCAAGAAGGACUACCAUGUCAUUUCUCAGUUUCUCUUGAGUUCCUAGAGAGAAAUGUAGGGUGUUUUUUUUUUUUUUUUCCUAAGCUCUCUUUUUAUCUGCAUUGCAGUAGCGAAGGAAGUGUGAAUGUUUAGGAUCGAAGUGGCCAUUUGUUAUGUGAACUUUUAAACACCGUGGGAAAAUCUAGCACAGGAUAUUACAGUUUCUGAGUUCAGAAACCGAGGAUGCAUACAGACGUACCUUUCCACUGGACUCUGCUUCCAUGUCUCCUACGAAGCAAGCCAGCUUUUUUUCCAAUUUUGCAACAAUGCUUUUAGCCCGAUAGAUUUAGCUACUCUCUGAAUAUUGAAUAACCGUCUCUUCCUCCUCUUUUUCAAUGCAGCAACUUUGUCCAUUUGUUCUUUAUUUUAUUUUAAAAAAGAGAAAUCUCUAUAUUAAUACUUACAGGGUAGAAGGGUUUGUGAUUUCACAUCUCCCAGCCAAUAGUGCUGUGCACAAUUGCUUCUGCUACAAACUUGUAGAACUGCUUUCUUUAAUUUAAAAGAGAGAAAGAGAGAGAGAGAUAUUCCCAGAUUCCCAGACUUGGGAAUGUGUGUUAUUCUAAUCCUGGGCAAUGCAGUAGGGAUAAUUCCAUUGUGAUUCAAUUGCUUGAAAAAAAAAUGCACGUCUGUAUGCACUCGGAAACACUUUUUAAAAAAAAGAAAGAAAGAAAACAAAAACAAAAACUUACUGUGAAAUAAAUAUUUAUUUUCUUACAGAAAUUCUGUUUUCACACAUAAAUCUCCUGAUGUUUUAAGUGAUAAGUCAAUGUGUCAUUUUGGUUUGAAUAAAGUGGCUGUUUCAUUUGGUGCAACCCUUAGUUUUAAAAAGAAAAGAAAAUCUGAUGUUUAUUCUUGCACACAAAUGAGGUUGCCACACACUGUUGGAAAAUAUUUUUGUGGAAAAAAAAAAAAA